AUGCACCGUUCUUGGUGGAUGGAGAAUGGCCCAGGCUGUACAGUGACAUCUGUGACUCCAGCCCCAGAAUGGGCACCAGAGGAUCAUCGUUACAUCACUGUCUCAGGGUGUUUGCUUGAAUACCAGUAUAUAGAAGUGGCUCACAGCUCCCUUCAGAUCUUCCUUGCACUGGCAGGGUUCAUCUAUGCCUGUUAUGUUGUGAAAUGUAUUACUGAAGAAGAGGACAGCUUUGAUUUCAUAGGUGGAUUUGACUCUUACGGCUAUCAAGGCCCACAGAAGACAUCUCAUUUACAGCUACAGCCCAUGUAUAUGUAA
Messenger RNA from Emys orbicularis (European pond turtle), 315 nucleotides. It is a transcript of the gene NKAIN2, whose product is annotated as sodium/potassium transporting ATPase interacting 2. The record is from RefSeq and is a predicted model, not a curated record. The transcript is spliced from 3 exons. The coding region runs from base 1 to 315 and encodes 104 amino acids. NCBI's taxonomy places the organism in Eukaryota, Metazoa, Chordata, Testudines, Emydidae. Gene Ontology annotation, biological process: regulation of sodium ion transport.